This is a messenger RNA of Alnus glutinosa, 1818 nucleotides long. Its product is annotated as transcription elongation factor TFIIS. The transcript is spliced from 3 exons. Gene Ontology annotation, cellular component: nucleus. Gene Ontology annotation, biological process: DNA-templated transcription; transcription elongation by RNA polymerase II. The record is from RefSeq and is a predicted model, not a curated record. Bases 405 to 1562 code for a protein of 385 amino acids. NCBI's taxonomy places the organism in Eukaryota, Viridiplantae, Streptophyta, Magnoliopsida, Fagales, Betulaceae. Gene Ontology annotation, molecular function: nucleic acid binding; zinc ion binding.
AAGAAAGGCGCCUAAAUCUGAAUCCAUGAUCCAUCCAAAUUCGGCAACAAAAUCCAAUCAGACGAGUAGGAGUAGGAGUAGGAGUAGGAGUAGGAGUAGGAGUUGGAGUAUGACCAGUUCCAAAGUUGGGUCUGAAAGACCAAUCUAGAUUACCAAAUCUGCAAGUAUCCUUACUUACACGUGCGCCAACAGCAGCCGUCGAUCUCCCAACUCUCUUAUGAUACCUUCCCCUAUAUAGGUGACCGAAACCCUUUUUUGGGGCCUCUUUCCGUCGCUACCGCGAGAAUCCACACACACAUUAGGGAUUUGGUUUCUGAAAAAUCAGCAGAUAUCAAGAAAGAAGAGGAGCUGGCUAAAGCCCUCUCGCCUCCAACGGCCGAUCUAUCGAAUAAAGUGUGAGGAUUAUGGAGAGAGAGCUGGUGGAAUUGUUCGAAGCAGCGAAGAAAGCGGCGGACGCUGCGGCCUCCGCUGACGGAGGGUCCGAGGAAAGUCGAUGCCUCGAUGCCUUACGCCAGCUCAAGGAUUUUCCUGUCACUUAUCAAGUUCUUGUCUCCAGCCAGGUUGGGAAGCGUCUUCGACAUCUGACAAAGCAUCCUAGGAAGAAAAUCCAAUCGUUUGCUUCUGACCUGAUGGAGAUAUGGAAGGACAUUGUUAUAAAGGAAACAAACAAAAACAAGAAAAGUGAAAACUUGGAUGAUAAGAAUUCUGUCAAAGUUGAGUCUGUAAAUGCACAGACUGCCAAGGCCGAGAAGGAUCAGAAGACAUCUUCCAUCAAGGUUGAGAAGGUUUCAAAGGCUGAAAGCAUUAAGGUUGAGAAAAUUUAUCAAAAUGGUAUGCCAAGCAUGGAGAAAGUUUCAAGGCCAGAUGCUGUCAAGACAGGGAGAAAGGUUUCAAGUGUUGAUGUUGUCAAGGUUGAGAAAACUCAUUCAGCUGAGAAUGUCAAGGUUGAAAAGAUAACCAAAGAGGAGAAGCAAGCUUCUGGAGUGAAGAAACCAUUGCCGGGCCCUGGUGCUCCCCCAAAGCUGACAUCAAUGAUUAAAUCUAAUGAUGCCACACGGGACAAAGUACGAGAAAUUCUUCAUGAAGCUUUGUCUAAAGUUUCUGGUGAGGCUGAGGAGUAUAUUCAGGAGGAAGUGAGUGCAUGCGACCCUAUUCGAGUUGCUGUUUCUGUAGAGUCUGUUCUGUUUGAGAGAUGGGGCAGUUCUCUAGGGGCUCAAAAGGUUAAGUAUAGAUCUUUAAUAUUUAACCUUAAGGAUGCUAACAACCCAGAUUUUCGAAGAAGGGUACUUCUUGGACAUGUCAAACCAGAGAGGCUUAUCAACAUGAGCACAGCAGAAAUGGCAAGUGAUAAGAGGCGACAUGAGAAUCAAAAGAUUGAAGAGAAAGCAUUAUUUGACUGUGAGCGUGGAGCGCCACCCAAAGAGACAACUGAUCAAUUUAGGUGUGGUCGAUGUGGGCAGCGCAAAUGCACCUACUACCAAAUGCAGACGCGGAGUGCUGAUGAGCCAAUGACAACGUACGUAACAUGUGUAAACUGCAAUAAUCAUUGGAAAUUCUGUUAGUUUUAGUCUCUUACCAGCUGCUAGCCAUUUUUUAUUGGUUACCAUCAUGAGAUAAUUUAUGAAGCCGCUUAUGAUAUUUAUGUGAAGAAACUAUGAAUGUAGAAUUUUAUUGUUGUUUUUGUAGGACUGUUAGGUUUUAGUUGUCUGGAAUUGGAUCAACGGGUUUAUUUGGUUCACCAUUUACACGUUUGCUCUUUGUAUGGAUGUUUCUCUAUGAAUUGGAACAAAAUGUAUGCUAUAACUCUGGGUUUGCCUA